Dioszegia hungarica is the source of this 1044-nucleotide messenger RNA. RefSeq lists its product as uncharacterized. Bases 1 to 1044 code for a protein of 347 amino acids. The transcript is spliced from 14 exons. NCBI's taxonomy places the organism in Eukaryota, Fungi, Basidiomycota, Tremellomycetes, Tremellales, Bulleribasidiaceae. The record is from RefSeq and is a predicted model, not a curated record.
AUGUCAACCAUCCCACCAGAGCAGCUAGCAGCUAUGGAGGCCGGCGCAGCCCAGUUCUUCAGCCGGGACAAAGGCGCUUCUAUCAUGCCAUUACACUCAGCUGGUUUCAUCGAUAGCCUGCUCAUGGGCAUCGUCAUCACGGAAGCCUGCCGAUAUUGUCGUUUCGUACGCACCGAUCGAAAGCAUAUCGUUGCGAUGGUGGCACUGGGUGUGGUCGGUACUUCAAUCGCUUCGGUCUUUAUACUGCUCUGGAUGCAAAUCCUGUUCGUCUGGGGAUUUGGCACAUACUUGGACUUUGGUGCGACUCGGUGGUUCGCUCGCUACAUGUCCGUUAACGCAGGCACGACCCUACUAGCUUUCUACAUCGAUCGAGCCAGCAGGCUCUUCCAGCACUGGUGGCCGGCUGCUCUUAUCGGCCCCUUUGCUAUUGGUACUUGCGCCGUCUCGAUCGCGUUCAUUAGGGUAGGAUAUGCGCCUUACGAGUAUAUAACCUUCGAGAUGCUCGCCAACCCGGCGUACAAGGCACUUGCCUAUAGCAUUUGCUCUCUUUGCAUCGUCACCGACCUGCUCAUCACUCUCACGGUCGUCUAUGGUCUGUUCCGCUUCAAGACAGGCUGCACACCGGCUACCGACUCUAUACUUGGCCGCCUGAUCAUUCAAAUCUUUGAAGCUCAGUUGCCGGCGCUCGCUAUCUCCGUCAUCUCCUUCAUCAUGUGGGACCGAGCAUUCCAGUUUGCUUUCCCUUUCGUGAUCUCCCAGACCAAGAUUUAUGUCCUCGGGAUGCUCAUCACCCUCAACCUCCGGUCUACACCAUCCGAGUCCUCGGGAACAGGUACCGCUGUCGGUGGUAUUGAUGCUCAUGCGCUGGAUCCAGUCACCAAAACUUAUCAUACCGAAUCACACCUCAUGAAAGACCUGUCCGAGGUGGAGCGGGGCGCCAAAGGCCAGCCGGAGGUGAAUGCAAAGGACGAGGGGGAUCGUGACUCUAUCCACAUUCACUACGGCUCGACCUCCCACCUCUCGCCUCGACCGGAGGGCUGGUAA